AGUAUGAUCGAGAUCGGUUCUGUUGUUAUAUUACAAUUUGGCUGUUGGAUCUCGACAUUCCGAUCUCGUGUCAACAAAGACUCGUAGCGCGUAACACCAUUCAUUCAUUCAUGGAGAAACUUUGCAUACAACUGUUCAUUCCAGGGAGCAGCUGUUUGUCAGUGGUUGUUAUUUAAAACCGAUCAUAUUUCAUGCAGGUAUAAGACGUUUUAUCACCAGAAGACAAUGGAUUGUUCUUUAGACAGAUCCAUCUAAGCUGUCAAAUGAUGCUGUGACCCCUACACAUCCCACAACAUGGGAUUCAGAUAGAGUUAUCUCCUCUUGUUACCAUGGUAAUUUGGCAAGAAGGAGGCAACAAUGUCGGGAAGAGGUGCUCAGAAUGGUUCCGAUCAGAACUACGAGGAGAUAUCUAUGAUAGGCAAUGGAGCAUAUGGAACAGUUUACAAGGCUCGCGACUUAAAAAAUGACGGGCAAAUUGUGGCCAUGAAACGUAUUCGCAUCCAGAACACGGAAGAAGGGAUGCCUAUGAGUGCAAUACGGGAGAUAGCUCUUCUUAAACAACUGGAAAACUAUGAGCAUCCCAAUAUUGUCAGAUUACUUGAUGUUCGCCAUUCCCAGGCAACAGCAAAUGAAAUCCGACUCAUGCUGGUGUUUGAAUACAUUGACCAGGAUCUAUCAUCAUACUUAGAGGGUUGCCCAUCUCCUGGACUUGGACCAGACAGGAUCAAGGACCUGAUGUACCAGCUACUGAAUGGUGUAGACUUUCUACAUGCCCACAGAAUUGUACACCGUGACCUAAAACCGCAGAACAUCCUGGUCACUGGGCAGGGUCAGCUCAAACUGGCAGAUUUUGGACUCGCCAGGGUGUAUGGCUUCCAGAUGGCUCUAACUUCAGUGGUGGUGACGCUAUGGUACAGGGCACCUGAGGUUAUACUCCAGGCAGCGUAUGCCACUCCUGUUGAUAUCUGGAGCUGUGGCUGUAUAUUUGUGGAACUCUUCAAUAGAAGACCUUUGUUUUGUGGAGAUUCCGAUAUCAAUCAACUGUCAAAAAUAUUUGAGGUGCUUGGUCUGCCCUCGAAGGAGGAUUGGCCAGAAAGUGUGACGUUGCCAUGGAACUCCUUCAAACCGCUAGCACCUAAAUCUCUGGAACAGCUUAUCCCAGAGAUUGAUCCAGAUGGAAAGGACCUUCUGGAGAAAUUAAUUCAGUUUAAUCCACAUAGUCGAUUAAGUGCCCGGACGGCGUUACAACACAGCUAUUUUCGGGAUGAUCUGGAUAGCCUACGGACUUCAAGUUCACUCUCUGUAUCAGAGAGUGACUCCUGUGACAAUGAUGGAAGGUCAGACACUCCUGUCAGUAAGUAGUGGUCAUAAAUAUGGAGUCAUGUGAUCACUAAUACGGAGUCAUGUGGUGAUAAAUAUGGAGUCAUGUGAUCACUAAUACAGAGUCAUGAUGUGAUCACUAAUGAGGAGUUAGGUGGUCAUGAAUAUGAAGUCAUGUGAUCACUAAUGAGGAAUCAUGUGGUUAUGAAUAUGAAGUCAUGUGAUCACUAAUAUGGAGUCAUGAUGUGAUCACUAAUGAGGAAUCAUGUGAUCAUGAAUAAGGAGUCAAGUGAUCACAAAUAGUCAUGUGAACAGUGAACAAUCAUGUGAUCAUCAGAAACAAAUCAUGUGAUCAAGACUUAAAUGAUUCUCAUUAUUAGUAAAAUGAAAUGGGAUCAGUAAAUGUUCAACUUCGACUAUAGAUUUCAAGUUCAACCCAGACUGGAAUUGGAAUAGAAUUUUAUGGAUGUGAUGAGAUUCCGAAAGAAGAAUAGAUUUUACUUUAACGGAACUCAUUCAUAGAUAAUAAAGAAGUUUGAGAUAGUGCCUGACAUCGGUAUAACUAAUUGUGGUACAGUAAUUGCUAUGAUAUACCAUUUCGUUGUAGAGAAGUAUAUAGGCUUAAUGUCUGUUAACCUAUUGAUUUAGAAAAAAAUGUAUCCCCUCCAGAGUCAUGACAACAUGUGGUUGUCAUACCCACCCACUAUUUAACAUCAGAGUUUGUGUUGGCCCGCUGACCUUAUUGAAGGUAUACAGGACUCAUGAGGGGAUUUGUAUCCUUGGUGAUGUCUUAAUGAUUAAUUCAAGUUUGUCAUCAGUAGGUUCAAAUUAUUUAACAGUGGUUUUUGGAAUACUGCCCCAGUAGAGUUGCACAUCCUCUAACACUACUGUUUUAGUACCUCCAUACUUACGAUGAAACAUAAUCAAUAAGGGAAGGCAAAAAAUUGUCAAACCAUUUUUGCAUAGAUCUUCUCAAAGAUUAGAAAUUCAAAUGUGUAUGAAACAUGUAUUUUAAAAGAUAUAUUCAAAUUUAUUUGGGAAAACACCUUCCUUUAUGCAGUUUAUGGGAAGGACAGAAACUAAUGUCAAGAUACAAUUACUGCCUUACACCAUCAUACCGUCCAAAAUCAAUUAUGCAACAAACAUGUCAGUCUUGGCUUCCUGAUGUACCUCAUUCUUAAUAAGAAAAAAGGAAACCAUGUUUAUCUGUAGGGCAGCGUUUCUGUCAUCUUAAUGAUUAUGUAGAUCAAAUUUUGUUGAUUUAAAGUAUGAAAAGAAUAUUUUUAACAUUAUUUUCAGUCAUCAUCUACGUUUUAAUGGGGGAUGAGCUGUUUCAUCCUCUUGGUGCCAUAUGUUUGCCUAUUUUAACUGCCGGGUGUAUACAAGAGAUCUCAGCUAAGUUUUGUAUAUUUGAAUAGUUAACAGCAAAGGUAAUUAGUAGUCACUGAAUCACAAUAGCUAAAUCACAACUAAUGAUUUUUUUUACACCAAUCAUAAUUGCAACAUGGAUAUUUAUUUUCAUACUGGUUAAUUAAAGUAUUCAAAAUACUAUAACUGAUAAGAAACUAACAUUUAAAUCAACACUUUAUCUACCUUAAGCACAUUUUUGUUUGUUGUUAAUUUUUAGGUGUGGUUAAUGUUUGCAUAAUAUUAGUAUUUUACAAAAAAAUCUGUAUCAUUUCACGAAUUUGUGCUCAAAAAGAUGUCUCAAAAUAUUAAUUUUGUAUUCAUGAGCGUAGUAAGAAUAUGUAGUUUUCAUUGAUUGAGAUAUCAUUUUUCAUCAAUAUCAAUAAUAUAGAUAUCAAAAUUAUCAUUUUACACCAUCUAUGAAAUGUUACUCAAAUUGAGGAACAUGAACAAGGGGAGGUAAUUCCUGUCAGCUAUGGUUGUUUCUCAGCGUACACAAAAAGUAUUAGAACAAUUUUCUUUGAUAUACUUACUAAAAUGUUAGAAUAUUAUUUUUAACACAGAAAAACACACUUUUCCACAGAAGUUUUACACUAUGAAAAUAAUCAAACCAAGAUAUAGUUUGUUUUAAAAGUGCUAUUCUUAACAUUAACAUUUACCACACAUUACAUGUUGAUAAAAUGACAAGUUUUCAUGAUUUUCUUUCAAAAUGGAGAUAUGGAUAUUUCUUGUCAUAUACAUGUAUAAAUUAUUGCUAAAAUGAGCAGUAGAUGUAAAUUUCGGAUGUUAAACUUGAUUUUUAAAUAAAAAAAUAAACAGCAGAUUUUUUCUACAUUUCUAUUCCACAGAUUUUGUAUCAUGUGAGAAGAAUUAUGGGAUAAUUAUAAACAGAAAUAUCACGGUGAAAAGAUACAUGUAGAAAGCCAUAGACUAUUCUGAUGUCAUUCUUAUCAUGUCAAAGUUCACAUUAAAGUCAAGGGUCAUUGAAUUAACCAAUGGAAUUGCUUCAAACUCUUCUUCAUGGUCAUAUGUGGGGAUCAUGUAAAUGUUUUGGUACAAAUUAUCAAAAUUGAUUUGUACAAUUAAAAAAAAUUAAUUAAUCUUGUCUGCUCUGUCAAUUAAUUGCCAUGUAUGUAUAUUUGUGAAUAAUGUUCCACUUUGUCAUUCACUAAUGCAUGAGUUGAAUGAAGGAACUUUUAGUAUCCCUUUUGUUGUUUGUAUCACGCUGUGAAUAAGUUGAGUUUUUGUUUCUGAUUUUCUCAUUGUUGUUUUUAAUGUUUUUUUUCUUUGUACAUAAUAUAGACUGUUACUUCCUUUCUAAUUUACACUAGGUACCAUGUAACAAUGACUGGGUGACCACACUUUCACGAUCAAAUAACUCUAGUGUGUUUUCUAAGUAUUGGAGCUGUCGACUAACUGUCACAGAAAGAGCCGAGAGCAACUUGGCAUAGAAAUGCCAUGAAUUGAAACAAUGCUUUUUUUUAAUAACAUUAUAUGCAUUCAUUAUGACAAUAUUCUGAGAAGUUUUGUACAAGAAAAAAUAUUCCCCAAUUCAAACAGAAUUUAUUAUCAAUUUGUAAAAGCUAAAAAAAGGUUGUCAAUUAAGUUUUACAGAUUUACAAUUUGACAUUAAAAAAUAAGUUGUGAUUUGUUAAAAUGGAUACAGUGAAUUGUUAAAAUUCACUUUAAGUUGAAUUAUACAAUUUUCAUGUCUUUGGUUUCCCUUUUUUUUAGGAUUUUGAUGGCAUUUUUAGGAUUUUUGUGACAUUUUUAAGACCUACAUGAUUUAUUCAGAGGACAUUGACAUUGGGGCAUUGAUGACAUUUUCAGGAUUUAAGCUAGAUGGUACAAUUGGAUAAAAACUUUUUCUGUUUGGAACUUCUUGGCUCUUUAUUGAUGUAGGUUUUAAUAAUUAGAUGGUUAGCAGUAAUCACUGUUGUGAUGCUGUUUUAAUGAGAAUAUGGAAAUAUUGUUUUACAGAUUUGACUGUUAUGUAAAUGAAUCUAUAUACUUUUAUUUUCCUUUAUAUGUACACUAUAUAUACAAGGAAGACUUUUAUACCUGUUUUUAUAUUCAUUUUGAACAUGUUGCUGUAUAUGAUUGCAAAUUCCAAUAUUAUUUGUGCCGUGUAAGUCUUUUUCUUGUAGAUCUUAUGUUGGUAUAAACCCCAGGAGAAAUAGCAUCUCAAAUGUCGGUUUGACAUGUCGGAACCAAUAUUGAUCUUUUAAGAAAUAUCAGAUCUAGAUAAAUUUAUUAUUGUACAAAUGUACCUUAAAGUCUAUAUCAGAAAAUUGUUCUGAUAUUGGUACAUCAACACGAACUUCUUUCCUGUAUAUGUUAAUUAAUUCAACUUUAAAAUUUCAAAUUUCAUUGAAUGGUUUGUAUUUAUUUUACAAAGCAAAAUAUUUUUCUUAAUUUUUUAUGAACAUUUAGAACGUUUUCAGGAAAUGUUGUGAACAAAAUGUUUUGUUUACAAAGUAAAUAUAAGAAUUAGAUCACAUGUUGUUUAAGACAAACAGUGAUUUUAUAGGAUUGUUUUUCAUAAAAAAAGGUCAGAUUUAGGGAUUUUCUUUCUGUAUUCAUGUGAAGAUUCAUAUCAUGCAUAAACCAUCUUGAUCAGAAUCAUAACUGAUACUUUUUGUAUUACAUUUGUAGUAAGGAAAUACUUCACUUUAGGUCAGAAUCAUGUUAAUAAAAGCUGUUAAGUUUACAGAAAUGGCCAUGUUGGCCUAAAUGUAUUUUUUUUUAACCAUGAAAUGCAAACAUUCCGUCAAAAAUACUUGGACCAACUUGUUACAACAUUCUGUUAAUAAUUAUUGUUGGAUUUUACAUAUCUAAGUUAAGUAGCUGAUUUAUUAGGUCAUGCAUAUGAGAUUGGUGGAUUUGAAAUUCCUUUAAGUGUUUUUAAAACUUGAAACCUGACUAGGGAAAGAUUGUAUUAGAUUGGAAAGAUGUGUGAAAAGUUUUUUUUAUGUUUGAGAUAUGUCUGCACAAAUUGUUAGCUAAUUAACAAAUCAGAAAAAAACCUGUUUAUAAAAAAAAGAAUCUCUGUGAUAAGAUGUUAAUGGUAGUUAUAUGACAAUGCACUAGAAAUUACCAGACAAUGUUAUUUUUUUAAAUAAAGAAAAAGCAGCGCAAUUAUUCAAUAUCAAAACUGUUUGAUAGACCACAUAAUAUUGUUACUGAAGACGUCAUUUUUGGAAGUUGUAAGAGAAGAAAGAUGGCCUAGCCUGUUAUAAUACAUAUGUGUUUUAUAGAUAAUUUGUCAAUUGUAAACAUGUUCAAACAUUACAGGAGUAACAUUGUUUUAUGUUGCAUUUUUAUUGAAAUCUUAAAUAUUAUUACCACAUGUACAGAUUGAUCAUGAACAUAGCAAUAACUGUAUAUAAAACAUAUACCACCAUGGUUCCAUCUGUACUCAGUCUGACCGUCCCAGAAAUGGUGUUGCUUAUUAUACAAUUUGUGUUUUUCAGCUGGUUUGGUUAAUUGUUAAAGUUUUGAUAAUUAAUUACAUGUUUUAGAACAGAGACAACUGCACCAUUGAACAGUGCUACUUUGAUCUGAUAUGCCAAACAUUCCAACAAUUUCACCGAGACAUUCAAACCUACUUGUAAAUGAAUUCUGUGUAUUUGUGUGUACAUCAUCUGAUUAACGAGGAGAAGUCAUGAUCGUAACCCAAAUGGUUAAUGAAGGGGGUAUUUCAGAUUGUUUUGAAAUUUAAUGUAACAUUUUGUACACAGUUUAUCUUCUAGAUGGAGGACGAUAACUACACAUACAUGUAUAAAAUUGUCAUUGACAUUUAUAUUUGAUAUUGUCUUGGUGUUGCAUACUGUAAAAUUUUCAACUCCCCUUUAAGAGAGCUUUGUUUGUUAACAGAACACCAUACCUUUUUCACAGAUAUCAUUUUGGACAUAUUAUCUGACGUAAAAUCAAAUUUAUCCCAAGUUUCAUGCUUUUUGCCUUAUUGCCUUUGUGAUAUACAUUGAAGUUUUAAAUUUUGUGUAUAAAUGUACCUUACGUUGAACCUGUGAUUGGCCAAGGUGAUAUUACUGUUAAACAUGCUGUUGUAUGAUCAUUAGGGGGGAUUUUUACAGUGCGGCUCGUCACAGGUAUGUAAUGUAAUUUGAACUGUUUGAUAAAUGUAUGUUUAAUUUGGUACAAGACACCAUUGAUAUUUGCUUUGUUGUUGUAAUCAAAUGCUUUUUUUUGGAAAGUUUAUUACAUUCGGCAUUCCAAACCAAACUCGAGUUCUCUCAUCUGGUUAAAUUAGACCAAGUCUUUAAAAUAUCAAUAUCUGCUUACCAUUCCUGAAAAGUGCAAGUUAUGGAACACAAAAUAUAUUUUUACUAAUCAUGAUUUGUGCCAGAGUUAAAUAUUUGUUGACAAAUACAUUAAGUAGGCACAAACAUUUCUCUGAUAACUUAACCAGUCAAUUUAUUGUUAUUAGAUAAAAAACAUUGAUCAAGGGAGAUCACUCUAGCAUAAAUAUCUAGUGUACUACAGUAAAGGUAAAAAAAUAUGUAUUGAGAAAUAUAUCUGUUACAAUAUCGGGGUAUUAUACUAACUGUCUCCAUCUCUGGAAUUAUUUUUAUACAUUGAUGAUGAACUUUUUAUAUGGAUUCCAAAUUAUAGAUGUAUGUUAUAAUGAUUUAUGAAUUAAACCAGAGCUAAACAGAUGUUUUACUAACUCAUUUUCCCAUUCUCCUGAAGCAAUGCUUUAACACAAUAUUAUAAUGAAUAUGCUACAUUUCACUGCCAGCAAAUUGUAUUUGUCUCAGAAAUGUACCUCAUCAGUUUUAGGUCCAUAUACUGAAAUAAGUUAUAUUAUCCAGCUCCAGCAAGCCUUUGGACAUUGAUUACUUUUGUAACAAUGGAAAGCUUUUACAAAUGUCCUCAAAAUAAUACAGUUCUUUUGUCAUACAAGUAUUUGAUUACUGCUAUGGACAUAGUUAUUAUACACAUUUCCAGUCACAAGUUCCACUAGUUGUCAUGUCAACAGUAUCCCAUAAUACCAUGUAGUUACAUCAGUCAUUUUAGACACAAUAAUUUUUUUGUUUUUUUUAGAUUCAUUGAAAGAACUAAACCUGAAAAUUGAUUGUGAUUGAUUAGAAAAAUGUCUGAAUCAGUUAUCUCUCCCAUUUUUAUACCAAACCAUUCUAGAUUUAGUACCAAUACACUCUUUGUUUUGAUGUCAUAUAGUAGGAAAAGAAGGGUUAUUGAUUCAGAGGAAGGUCUAUUAAACCGGUAAACCCUUGGAUUAAGGUAUGAUUUUGAUGUUUGUGAUAUAGAGGAACAUGGUGUAUGGGAUAUAUAUGAGCCCCAUGAGCUGCUAUUGUCAUUGUUUGGUAUUAUUUGGAAUACCCUUGCCACAAAUCAAAUACACACACGUGAUAAUUAACUAAAUCAUGAUACAGUUAUGUGUUCUAAAUUGUGUUAAAGUUCGUUGAAGAUUUUUGCUCAUUUUCUGCAGUCUUGUACAAACCAUGUGUGAAUUCCAGUUCAUCUUUUCUGUGAUAUGAAUUGUAGAUGAACAAUUAAUGAACAUUUUAUUUUAAUAGUAAUCAAUUUAAUUAUCAUAACGUAAUAGUAUUGAUUACGAUCCUCAGAACAAUGCUCCUACAUGGGAAUUGAACAAUAAACUUUAUGAAAAGAGGAACAGUUAUAAGAACAUAAUUUUAAUAGCAUUUGAUAUACUAAAGUGAUGUAGAUAUAUCUUAUUUGAUAUUAAAUUUUCGUAGACAUGUUAUACUUUAGCCUUGGUUUUGACCUGUGUCAAAGUACAUUUUACCUGCCGAAAAUCGUAUCUCUCUGCACGUGAUGUAGCGUGUAACAUCCGGAUUAUAAUAGGACGUACCAAAAUCGUUAGUGUUUCAAGCUUUUCGUCUUAUGUCUAUUAUGUUAAAAUAUCACGUGUUUACGUAUACCACGUGUUAACACGGCCUAAUUAAAAUCCCACCCCCGAUUUCAGUACUCUUAUAUAACUGACUGGUUGAACACUUUCAUGUAAAUAAUUUUGUAAUUUAAGGAAUGUGCAUGCUUGAUUUUAUAUUGAACUGAUUUUUUUACAUUCUAUAUUUCCGGAUGUGGUGUUUUAUAGUCAAGUCAGCUGAUUAUUUUGUGGGCUAAAAUAUCUGUUUUGUUUUUAUGUCAAACCAGAGAUUGUUUUUGGCCUGUUUAAUUGUCAUAGAUUCUUUGAUUUGACUGAAAGAUUUUGUAAAAAGAAAUAAGAUUGAUCGGAUUUGCAGUCAUAGUAAACGAUAUGAUCUAUAUCAACUUUCAUAAUCCUGCAUAUAGUCACAUCAAUGUUGAUUUUUAUCAAUGUUCAGCUAUCAGACUUGACGCUAUUGUCCCUGUAUGUUAAACUGCCAUUAAUUGUGCCUUACCUGAAAUAACCCCCACCCCUCCCCCCUUCCGAUGUAUGUAAACAUUUUGAACGCCCAGACUCGAGAAACAUCUCGGGUGGUCGAUAGCGAAACUUCAGUGUAUUUCAUUGCCUACCAGUGUAGGAAAUGAUGUUGAAUUCGUUAAAGAGGUUUGUUCUAUAUAGGGUACGUUAAGUAUCACUAUCAAGUUUUAUAUAGAAUUGUUUUAACAUUCUAUAAUACGAGUUGUUUACAAUAUGAUAUCAGUGUCAAUCUGAUGUCACAUUGGCUAUAUGAUCAAACGUGGUUUCAGUGUUGGGUUUUAUGAUAUAUAUAGGUAAUUAACUGUUGUACAUUACACGGUGAUCACGUCAACACAUUCUGUUUGUGAGCAGUUUAUUGUUCUUUAUAUAUACGGGACCACUGUAUACAUAAUGGUAUCACUUCCUGCCAAUAAACGCCUCCGAAAUUUUAA
Pecten maximus is the source of this 9564-nucleotide messenger RNA. Its product is annotated as cyclin-dependent kinase 6-like. The record is from RefSeq and is a predicted model, not a curated record. Gene Ontology annotation, molecular function: cyclin-dependent protein serine/threonine kinase activity; ATP binding; cyclin binding. Lineage: Eukaryota; Metazoa; Mollusca; Bivalvia; Pectinida; Pectinidae. Gene Ontology annotation, biological process: protein phosphorylation; signal transduction; regulation of G2/M transition of mitotic cell cycle. Gene Ontology annotation, cellular component: cytoplasm; nucleus; cyclin-dependent protein kinase holoenzyme complex.